GAACUUGGUGUGAGUUUAGCAUGUCACCAGGGGUGUAGUGGGAAAUCUUUGCUUUGUUUUGACCGUUGAGCCAAAGCUUGUGAUUGGUCUGGGGGGUGAGCCAUGGACUUUAUAGAUGGCUGACUCCAUAUAAGGAAUGAGCAUCAGCAAAGGAACGCUCUUUCUCCUUGAGAUAAAGAAAAUGGACCUGGACCAACACAGGUCCUGUGUGCACUCUGUGUCUGAUGACGCAGGUUUCGGGGAGGUGGGGUGGGGGUGCGUGUAUUGGAACAAGAGCUCAUGGUAAAAGAAAACGUGAUUGGCUGAGAAGGGCCCUCCCUCUGCUCUUUAUAGCUGCCACUCACCUGCAGGAGUAAAAGAAGCACGCUCAAACUUCUCCUUUCAGCUCGGAGCCCUACCCUGCCUGCAGUGUUUUUCUCCCCAGGAUUAAGCGAACUCAACGUUUUGCCUGCAAUCUUCUCUCUGCUUGCAUGCCAUGGAGCGGAUGGAGCUGAAGAAAGUGAGCACUGAGGCGGAUGAUGACAGCAACGACAGCCUGGACGAGCGCUACCCCGGGCCCAUCGACACGGAGAAGGCCACCAUGAGCAGUCAGUAUCUUGAUGAAGAGGAUGCUGAGAGUCAGAAGUUUCUCACAAACGGAAUAAUGACGAAGAAGAAGUUUGAGGAGUAUCAUGAAGAAUAUCACCCAGGUCAUGCCUCUUUUGGGAUGUCUGUGUUUAACCUCAGUAAUGCCAUCAUGGGAAGUGGGAUCCUGGGCCUCUCUUUUGCCAUGGCCAACACUGGAAUCAUCCUCUUUUUUAUUCUCCUCUUCGCUGUUGCUAUUCUGUCACUCUACUCUAUUCACCUGCUGCUCGUAACAGCUAAAGAAGGAGGCUCUCUUAUCUAUGAAAAACUGGGUGAAAGGGCGUUCGGCUGGCCGGGGAAAAUGGCAGCGUUUGGGUCUAUAAUCAUGCAGAAUAUUGGAGCCAUGUCCAGCUACCUGUUCAUAGUGAAAUACGAGCUGCCGGAGGUUAUCCGAGCCUUUAUGGGACUAGAGGAGAACUCUGGUGAGUGGUACCUGAACGGGAAUUACCUGGUUGUAUUCGUGUCUGUUGGAGUCAUCCUGCCCCUGGCCCUGCUCAAGAACCUGGGCUACCUGGGCUACACCAGUGGCUUCUCUCUCUCAUGUAUGGUCUUCUUUCUGGGCGUGUUGAUUUAUAAGAAGACCCAGCUCCCCUGUCCUUUGCCAUUCUUCUUCCACCACUCGGCUAAUAUGAGUCUAAAUGGUUCGGAGCCGAUGAAUCCGUAUGCGUUGCAUAACAGCUCAGGUCUGAUGGAGUUCUCUCGAGCAGACAUGAGCAGCAGUCACCUGGAGCCCCAUUCUCUUGCUUCACCCGUCUCUGGCAUCCACUACACCCCUCACCCAGACGACUAUGAGGACAUGUGCACACCUAAAUACUUUGUGUUCAACUCCCAGACUGCAUAUACUGUUCCUAUUCUGGCUUUUGCCUUUGUGUGUCACCCAGAAGUCCUUCCCAUUUACAGCGAACUCAAAGAUCGCACUCGGAAGAAAAUGCAAAACGUAUCUAACCUGUCGAUUCUGGCGAUGCUGAUAAUGUACAUGCUGUCGGCGCUGUUUGGCUACCUCACCUUCUACGAUAAUGUGGAGGCAGAGCUGCUGCACACCUUUACCAAGGUUUAUAAGUUUGACACUAUGCUUCUGUGUGUGCGUCUCGCCGUGCUGACAGCUGUAACACUCACCGUUCCCAUCGUCCUCUUCCCCAUUCGUUCUUCUAUCACCACACUGCUAUUUGCUGGGCGAGAAUUCAGCUGGAUCCGUCAUAUCCUCAUCGCUGCCGCUAUCUUGGUUUUCAACAAUCUUCUCGUCAUCUUUGUCCCAACAAUCAGAGACAUUUUCGGCUUUAUAGGCUCUUCUGCUGCCACCAUGCUUAUCUUCAUCCUACCUGCUGCCUUUUACCUGCGCCUGGUGAAGAGUGUACCAUUCAGAUCCACCCAGAAGAUAUCAGCAGCCAUUUUCCUGAUAGUGGGCAUUGUCUUCAUGAUUGGCAGCUUGUCGCUCAUCAUUCUUGACUGGAUCAACAAUCCUCCUGGAUCUGGAGACGGCCAUUAAACUCCUCUGCCUGACGUCCCCAAAAACGCAGACUGAGGGUUAUUAUAAGCAUGCGAUGUGACAGACACAUUGCAGAAGACACCCUCUCAGCAUUAAAGCAUUAUAAACAGACAUUCAGCCAACAUGAUCUCUUUUUCUCUCUAUGUCUUUACAUUCUUCCAGUGUCAUCACAUGUCAUCUUUUAACAUGAGCGUACUGUAUUCUUAGCGUGUGAAGUCGCGAAACUUCAGCCAUGUGGAGAGCAUCAGUGUUCAGCUGUAGGAGAUUUGGAAAAGAGAGAGAAAGAGAAGCAAAAAAGAGAGUCUGAACUGGCUGCCUCAGAUACUGCAGAAGAAAAGGCCGCCAUGGUGCUUCAAGAGGUCAUUCUCAUGAUGGAUAAAGAGCACUUCUACAAUGUGUUUCAACAUUUUUAUGUAUGUUCACAGACAGGCGCAAAUGACACAAAUAGUUUUUUUCACUGGCACCAAUAUAUGAUUGUAAGCACCAGAGAGCAUUUUGUUUUAUAGUCUGGGAUUUCUCUUUUAGGAAAAAAUACAGCAUUGCAUUUCAUUUGUAAUAUAUAUGUAAGUAGAAUGAUAGUCAUCUGAUCAAAUAGCGUUAAUUGAUGUUUUUCAGGGUUUUAAGGUAUUUGCAUUGUUCCAUUUUAUUUUAUUUUUUCCGAUCUGGACAAAAAUAUCCUCUCAAAGUUUCACAAGUGGACACGCUGCCACUAAUAUGACAAUGAUUGUGAUGCAUAUGCCAGGACUCAAGUCAAGUGUAUUGCAAUUUCCUUUCAUUGCGUUUACUCUGUAAUGCCUGAACAAAACUUCUGCAAAUGACCUCUAUGCAAGAUGAUGUGAAAUUAUUCGAUUGAAUCAAACCAAAAUUAGGGCCUUGGGGAUCUUAUCCCUAAAUGCUGAGUGUGAAUCCUAAACAUCCGGCUUCAUUCCAGCUUUGAUACCGUCAUACCACACGUGAGACACGAAAAUAGGACAGCUGGCUCUGACCUUUUUUGGCUUUAGGUGAAAUCUGAGAGCUUGAUGCCAGAAUGGGCUUCAUGGUAUUAGUCAUCAGCUACUACGUGAACACUACUAGUACUAAUAUUAAACAGGUGCUCACAUCUCACUAAUGCUGUUGCUCAGUUGAGGAAAACCCAUAGUAAGAGAGUAGAUACUGUCAGAGCAGGCUAGAAGAAUGCCUCAGCAUUUUGCCCUGUACUGUACAGCUAAAGCAAUGGCAAACAUGAACCGCAAAUAUGUUUAUGCAGGAGUAAUUUGCUGAAUUGGUGGUACUGCUGGUAGUGCUAUGCUGUGAAUCAGGGCAGCUUUCACCUUUUAACACCAAGUCCUAUUCUGUUAUCCUAUUAUAGUAUUCCCAAAUAUUGAAAAUAGUGUAAAUGGCUUAAGUGUCGUCUUAAUUCAUCUUGAUUCAGUAACAAUAUCUUCAGUUUUAUAAUGUCCUGCAAAACGUGGUUUUCACAGUUUUGCAUGAGAUAACCAUAUCGCUUUGUCCCGCUCGUGUUUCUUCAUUGUGCCAUGCCGCUGUAAAGGUUUAUUAGUCAGAAUGGAGUUGUGUUCUCAUUGGGUGCAGAGAUCAUUAGACAAACCAAACACUGCUGAUUUGACUAUUUUGUGCUGAAUUUUUUUUUUUUUUUUUUGGGUAUCGUUGUUCCUAUCCCGCCAAAGUGGACAGUAUUUAUAGAUCGUUUGUUGAUCUACAUAGACAUAGACAGAUAUUUCAAAUGAAAUGGUAUAUUUUGUGCAUGUUUUGGAUCAUGGUCUUUUUUGACAGUUGUAUAUUCUUUGUAAAUAAUCUGCUAUAUGGUACACUUAAUGAGUUUCUUCAGGGUAAGGAGGGAUAUCAUCUCAAGUGUUUACUGAUACAGUUUUACUGUUAUGUAUUUUAGUUCUAUUUGUUAGUCAACUAACUUCUUCCUUCCUUCUUUCUUUCUUUCUUUCUUUCUUUAUGAGCCUGCUUUGUAAAUUUUGUGAGAAAAAUAAUAUUGUAUUUCUAUUAUUUAGUGUCCUGCUUGGCUAUUUUUAUGAAUGAACAUAAAAUUGAAGUGUUUUUUAUGCUACUUGUUUGUCAGUUCAUGAUGGUACAUAACAGAAGCAUUGAUGGCUGUAUUGCAUAUGGCUGAAGAUCAUCUCUUGCUCUUCCUUUAUUCAUUUUUGUACACUUUUUGUAUGCGCUAUAAUGCCUUGAUGUAUCUUUGGGCAGGGUCCAGUCCACCUGUAAAAUGGCGGAUACACACUGAUUCUUUUUGCUCACUGUAAGUCAGGCUGUAGUCAUGUUUUGCACGCUUAUGUGUGUGCUCAGUGUCCUGAUAUCAGUGUCAUGCUGGAUGGGCUUUAGCUCUGUGCCUUGACUUUCCCUCAGGUAUUUUAAAGGGAGUCCAGCUUAAUUUAUGGAGGGGUCCAUUACUAAUUUUUCCUAAUACCUCAGAAUUACUUUUUUUCGAUAUUUAUUGCUGUACUUUGAUUUUCAAAAGUGCUGAUCGUGACACAGAAAGCUCAAACCUAGAAGCCCCUCCACAGAUGAAGCUCAACCCCACAGCUAGAGCUCUACUUGUUUCUCCAACUGUUCUACCCGAGUGCCAUCUGACCCACGAGGAGCAGUUGCAUGCCGUUAGCCGAGCCGGCUCUGCUUCCUGUGGAUCAACCAUACGUGAUUUGCAUAUUUACUGUGUCAAAGGGUUUUUUGUAUCAUUGAAAGUGUUUCAAUAAUAUGUAAUAUAAAAAUAAAAAAAGAGAAACAAA
Molecule: messenger RNA, 4848 nt
Organism: Pangasianodon hypophthalmus (striped catfish)
Lineage: Eukaryota; Metazoa; Chordata; Actinopteri; Siluriformes; Pangasiidae
Gene: slc38a4
Product: solute carrier family 38 member 4
Exons: 17
Coding region: 476-2110 (544 amino acids)
Biological process (GO): amino acid transmembrane transport
Molecular function (GO): amino acid transmembrane transporter activity
Source: RefSeq, a predicted model, not a curated record